AUGGCGAGGAUCUUAGAAGGCCUCGAAGGGGUACUCUGCCACAUGGAUGACGUCCUGAUCUACGGUUGUACAGAAGAGAAACAUUCCCAGCGACUGAGGAAAGACACCAUCGUAUCUGCCGACGCCUCCGCGUACGGACUAGGUGCACUUCUAAGGCAACAGCAAAGCGACGGAAAGCUAAAAGUGACCGCCUACGCGUCUCGCACCCUGACCGAAACAGAAAGGCGAUACGCUCAGAUCGAGAAGGAAGCUCUAGCCGCGGUGUGGGCUUGUGAGAAGUUUAGGGACUACCUCAUUGGAACCCGGUUUACUCUAGAAACCGAUCACAAACCGCUAGUUACCCUUUUCUCUACCAAGUCCCUGGAUGACCUUACGCCAAGGCUGCAAAGGCUACAGUGUGGAGACCUCGAUGAAGAAGUUCAAGCUUACAUACAAUGCGUAACAGCCAAUUUACCAGCAACAGCUCCAACGCUUGACUGGAUUAAAGAGCAACAAACAGCUGAUCCUACUUGCCAGCAACUGGUCUGUCUCACUAAGCACGACUGGCCAAGCAAAAGGGACACCCCACAUGACCUUAAGCAAUUCUGGGAUCAUCGACAUCAACUGUCUAUUAGCGGUAAAAUACUGAUGUACGGCUCAAGAAUAGUCAUCCCACAGUCCACCCGCAACACCAUUCUACAGAUGCUACACCAAGGUCACUUUGGAAUUGUCAAAUGUCAACUUCGUGCGAGAGACUCAGUGUGGUGGCCAGGGAUAAAUGCAGACAUCGAGCAAAUGGUGAAGGACUGCAACAUGUGCGCGCAACACCGCAUCAACAGGAAAAUGCCGCUAAUGCCUACAUCAUUUCCACAACGUCCGUGGGAAAAGGUAGCAAUGGAUUUGUUUUGCCUAAACGGACAAUGGUGGUCAAUUGUCACCGACUACUACUCGCGCUACCCUGAAAUUGCGCGAUUAUCGAGUCUAUCGGCCGCAACGGUUGUGAACAACUACAAGUCCAUUUUUGCACGACACGGCAUACCGAACGAAGUAAUAUCCGAUAACAGACCACAGUUUGCAGGAGCAGAAUCAUCAGAAUUUCGAAAAUUCGCAGAGGAAUUCAAGUUCAAACACACCACUUCGAGCCCGCGAUAUCCCCAAAGCAACGGCAUGGCAGAGGCAGCCGUAAAGAUUAUCAAAGGAUCUAUGAAGAAAACGGGGGAUCCGUACGAAACGCUUCUUUCCUAUCGGUCAACACUCCUCAAGAAUGGCUACAGUCCAGCCGAACUACUGAUGGGUAGACGAUUACGAACUACACUUUCCACAGCGGAAGAAAUGCUGCUACCCAAGAAGGUAGACCACGAGGCCGUAAAGAAGUGCGAAGAGCUACUGAAAAAGAGGCAGAAACAACAGUUCGAUAGACACUAUAGGCGUUCGACCUCUCUCUGA
Messenger RNA from Ornithodoros turicata, 1425 nucleotides. RefSeq lists its product as uncharacterized. Bases 1 to 1425 code for a protein of 474 amino acids. Gene Ontology annotation, molecular function: nucleic acid binding. Gene Ontology annotation, biological process: DNA integration. NCBI's taxonomy places the organism in Eukaryota, Metazoa, Arthropoda, Arachnida, Ixodida, Argasidae. The transcript is spliced from 3 exons. The record is from RefSeq and is a predicted model, not a curated record.